This is a messenger RNA of Biomphalaria glabrata, 2511 nucleotides long. Its product is annotated as 4-aminobutyrate aminotransferase, mitochondrial-like. Gene Ontology annotation, molecular function: pyridoxal phosphate binding. The record is from RefSeq and is a predicted model, not a curated record. Gene Ontology annotation, biological process: GABA catabolic process. The transcript is spliced from 14 exons. Gene Ontology annotation, cellular component: mitochondrion. The coding region runs from base 264 to 1772 and encodes 502 amino acids. NCBI's taxonomy places the organism in Eukaryota, Metazoa, Mollusca, Gastropoda, Planorbidae.
GGGAGAGUAGUAGGCACUGACUUUUAAUUGUGCUGUUGCUUAUAGGCCUAUAAGUGUUUUUCAAAUAUUGACAGUAUUACACCGGGAAUGGAGAAAAGUGCCGGCUGAUAAGUGUUCAUCUAAGAGUGAAAAAAAAUUUACUUUCUUUUUGACGGAUAUUUGCAAUUCGUGAGAACUGAUCCUUUAACUACACAUCCAAUAGUGUGUUUGAUUUAUCAUUGAGUAUGAUAAUUUAAAUUGAUUAAAACUUAUAGCGGAAGUUGAUGAUGGCAUUGAUCGUCUGCGUAGGAAGGUCAAUAUAUGUCAAAAAGUCGGAAUUAUUAUUGGUCAAACUGACCACUGUCCUGUCUGGAGCUCAAAGACAAGCGCAGACCAUCACUUCAAAUCAAUACGAAACACCAAGAGUAGUGACACAUGUGCCUGGACCGAAAUCUAGAGCACUAGCUGAAAGACUCGGACAGUAUCAGAAUGUUGAUGCUGUUCACUUUUUUGUGGACUAUGAGAAGUCUGAAGGAAACUUCGUUGUAGACGUAGAUGGCAAUGUGUUGUUGGAUAUGUUUAUGCAGAUAGCUUCACUGCCGCUAGGAUACAAUCCUCCAGCACUAAUUGACGCCUUGAAAGAUAGAAAAAAUCUGACUAGUUUCAUCAACCGUCCGGCUUUAGGGAGCUACCCAGCUGAAGACUUUGUUGAACGCCUGGAGAGAUCUUUGUUGGCGGUGGCACCACCAGGCUUGAAGCACGCACAGACAGCAGGCUGUGGGACUUGUGCUAAUGAAAAUGGCCAAAAGGCAAUCUACAUGGCCUACCAGAGACGCCUAAGAGGGGGCGGACAGCCUAGUGAAGAAGAAAAGAUGACCAGUGUUAUGAAUCGACCACCUGGAAGUCCUAAGCUCUCUUUCCUUUCCUUCACAAACGCAUUUCAUGGACGCUGCAUGGGGGCCCUGGCCAUGAGUCAUGCUAAAUGGUUUCACAAACUAGACUUCCCAGUGCCCGACUGGCCAAUAGCCACAUUCCCGAGACUCAAGUAUCCACUGAAUGAAUUCAAGGGAGAGAAUAAGCGAGAAGAGAACCGCUGUCUGGCUGAGGUCAGAGAUUUGAUUGUGAAAUAUGGCAGACGAGGAGAACCGGUGGCGGGAAUCUGUGUUGAACCGAUCCAAUCCGAAGGCGGGGAUAACCAUGCAAGUCCCGCUUUUUUUCAAGGCUUACAAACUAUUUGUAGAGAGACUGGGGUGUACUUAAUGAUAGACGAGGUUCAGACAGGUUGUGGUGCCACGGGAAAGUUUUGGGCACACGAGCACUUCAACUUCCAGCAACCUCCUGACGCCGUGACUUUCUCAAAGAAGAUGCUGACGGGCGGAUUUUAUUUUACAGACGAGCUAAAGCCAAGAGAGGCUUACAGAAUUUAUAACACGUGGAUUGGUGACCCGUCCAAACUGGUUCUCUUGGAGCACGUAGUACAAGAAAUUCAACAGAAGAAAUUAGUGGACAAUGCUGCACUGGUUGGCCAGGUGCUACUCAAUGGCUUGUUAGAGUUGCAGAGUCUUUAUCCAGGUGUGUUACAUAACGCUCGAGGUUUAGGCUUGCUGUGUGCUGUGGAUAUUUCCACACCUGCCAAAAGAGACAACAUUAUCCACAGGCUAAGAAAUAAAGGGGUCAACAUUGGAGGUUGUGGUCUGUCUACUCUUCGGCUGCGCCCAUGCCUGACCAUCAGCACCUCCCAGGCUUCUAUGUUUCUGAAUAUACUGGACUCUGUGUUGGCUGAAGUGAGAUAAUCCAGCAUUUGUGUCACAUUUCUAUAGAGGCUAAAGUAGUUACAGAAAUGUGUACAUGUAUGCUUCUCUAAGUAAUCAGAUCAUAUGCUGAAAACAGGUUUUUUAUGUCAUGAUUUCUGUGAUACUUUUUUUGUACUCUAUUAUAAGUCAUGGGAAUUUCCAGCAUGCUCAAAGCUUGUCUAAACUGUGUGCAGCUGAUGUGACCUUUAUUGUGUCUUCAAAUAAGUUAACGGUGGCUGAGUGGUUAAGCACUUGGCUUCCGAACCUGGGGUCCUGGGUUCGAAUCUCAGUGAAGACUGGGAUUUUGAAUCUCAUGAUUUUUAGGGUGCCCAAGUCCACCCAGCUGUAAUGGGUACCUGACUUUAGUUGGGGAAAGUAAAGGCAGUUGGUCGAUGUACUGGCCCCAUGACAGCAUGCUCAUUAACCGUUGGCCAUAAAAACAUGAUCUUAACAUCAUCUGCCUUAUGGAUCACAAGAUCUGAAAGGGAAACUUUAAAAAAAAAAUAAGUUAACAGUUUUGUUAAAUUUGUAGGUCUGUUAAAUGUGCAUCUCUGUUAAAAUGAACAUUUGUGUUUCUGUAUAAACUGUAAAAUGUUAUAGAGUUAUCUAACUUGAUUAUAAUAUAUGAAAUUUGAUGAUUUACAAAUUCAGUCAAACAGAUAAAAUGCUUUGUGAAAUGUGUUACAGCCCUCCCCUAAACACCACAUCUUCCAUGAUGAAAUAAAUUAACAGAUUUUAA